Messenger RNA from Thunnus maccoyii (southern bluefin tuna), 2775 nucleotides. It is a transcript of the gene syt7b, whose product is annotated as synaptotagmin VIIb. Gene Ontology annotation, biological process: calcium-ion regulated exocytosis; cellular response to calcium ion; regulation of calcium ion-dependent exocytosis. Lineage: Eukaryota; Metazoa; Chordata; Actinopteri; Scombriformes; Scombridae. The record is from RefSeq and is a predicted model, not a curated record. The transcript is spliced from 8 exons. Gene Ontology annotation, cellular component: axon; synapse; synaptic vesicle. Bases 931 to 1947 code for a protein of 338 amino acids. Gene Ontology annotation, molecular function: SNARE binding; calcium ion binding; phosphatidylserine binding.
CUCACUCAGAACUGCAGAUCUCUUUGCUCUCCAUCCAACCUCCCUACCUGUUCCUGAGAAUAAACCAUGGUUUUUGGAUGGACACAUGGAUAAAGAGUCUUUGUCAAAUAUGGUGGAAUCACUGAAGAAAAUGAAAUGGAGGAAACUAAUGAAAUGGAUCUCAUUAAAGCAGAAUGGAGGAGUUUGAGAAUUGUGGCAGGAAAAGACAAGAACUGCUGCUUAUGAGGCAGAGCACAGAUCAACCCCAAAUUCGAGAUGAUCAACAACUUGAGGCACAAGAGGGAGCACCUUCCUGUGAUCAUCACUUUCCCAGCAGUCUUGAAGUGAUCAAUAAUCCUGCAGUGCCUAAACUUCAUCCUCUAAUAGAUGCACACAAUGCUAAUUCUGUUCUUCAGUCUUCUGCUUUUAAUCAGAGAAUACUGAUUCAUGAACUACUGAAACUUAAUGAUGAACUAAGAGAGGCUGAGGGUGUUGGAUCAACUGGAGGAAGACAUAAAUGAGCCCAUGUACCAGGAAGCACCCCUUUAAUGAUCCUAACAAUGAUUCUGAUUCUAAUCAGUCUAUCUUUCUUCAUGGAAAAAACAAAGCAUAAUGUGUAUAGGGAAGCUCAACUUGACAGAAUAAGGCCUCAUACACAUCUUGUGGGAACAUCCACACCUCACCUGAAAUCUGACCAUGCAUCAGAACCUUUGGUCAGACCUUAAACCAGGCUGAGAGAUAUUUAGCAACUUAUAUCUCUGAAUGAGCAUAUCAAUUCAGCAGAGGAGAACUUCACUGCUCAUAAGCUCUAUAACCUUCCUCUCAGUACUGUCAAGAUACCUGUAUCUUCUUCACUUCAAUCCGCACCUUCGUAUAAGCCUCCCCCAACCUUUCAAGGCUUGAACACACAACCCACUUUACAGCCUAGAUUCGCUCCCAAGCGUACCACUCAUGUUCCCUCUCAUCAGCGUUUACCAGUACAGUAUCAGGACCCCAGGUAACAAACCAGGCAGCAGCCCCAGAGGUCACACUCCAGAUGAGACCGGACGCCGCCAUGAUGCCAACUCAUCUUCUGACUUGGCCAACUCAGUCACCAGUGACAUGCUCAUGUUGUCUCCGGGUUCGGAGGAAGAUGAACACGAGGGUCCAGUGUGCGAGAAGCUGGGUCGCAUUCAGUUCAGUGUGGGCUACAGUUUCCAGGACUCCACCCUAACCGUCAAAAUUCUCAAGGGCCAGGAAUUGCCUGCCAAGGACUUUUCUGGCACCUCUGAUCCGUUUGUCAAACUCUACCUGCUGCCUGACAAGAAGCACAAAUUGGAGACCAAAGUGAAGAGGAAGAAUCUCAAUCCCCACUGGAAUGAGACCUUCCUAUUUGAAGGGUUCCCCUAUGAAAAGGUGGUCCAGAGGACUCUAUACCUGCAGGUCCUCGAUUACGACCGCUUCAGCAGGAAUGAUCCCAUAGGAGAGGUCUCCAUCCCCCUCAACAAACUGGACCUGGCCAACAUGCAGACUUUCUGGAAGGAGCUGAAACCUUGCAGCGAUGGCAGCGGGAGCCGAGGGGAUCUGCUGGUGUCUCUGUGCUACAACCCCACAGCCAACACCAUCACUGUGAGCAUCAUCAAAGCCCGCAACCUCAAAGCCAUGGACAUUGGAGGCACUUCUGACCCCUACGUAAAGGUGUGGUUGAUGCACAAGGACAAGCGCGUGGAGAAGAAGAAGACGGUGGUAAUGAAGCGCUGUCUGAACCCUGUUUUCAACGAGUCCUUCCCCUUUGACGUGCCUGCCCACGUGCUGAGGGAGACCACCAUAAUUAUCACUGUCAUGGACAAGGACAGGCUCAGUCGCAAUGAUGUCAUUGGAAAGAUAUAUCUGUCAUGGAAGAGUGGCCCUGCAGAGGUAAAACACUGGAAAGACAUGAUGGGUCAUCCUCGUGCCGCCGUGGCCCAGUGGCACGCUCUCAAGGCUUGAGGGACCCAGCGACCAACCUGCCUACAGUGUCCCCCACCCUCCCUCCCGAAUUCAGCAUCAGCCUCUCAACCCCUGCCCUCAGCACAUAUCUCCUGCUCACUAACUGCAGUCAUGGGCUGCAGACAAUGUGUGUCAUCUCUUUGUUCUCAGGCCUCUUUGAUAUCCCUUGCCCUCAGUCCUUGUGACACCAUCCUUAAAUUUCACCCUUGUCAAGUUCUGAUUCCCACUUGACACCCCCCCCCCCCCUUCCUCAUCCCUUUGUCUGAACUUGAAAAAGGUCUUUGAUGUCUUCACUCACUUCCUCCUUGUACUGUCUUUCUAUGAGAUUUGUUUUUUUUUUCAAGAUACCCCUCAGUCUUUCUUCUUCUUUGUUAACCAUUCCCUGUAUUAAGAGCAGUACCUCUUGCCACCCAUGAAUACAAACUACCAACCAAAAAUGGAUCAAACUGAUAUUCCAACCAUUUGUUCCUUUAUGGUGGCAAGACGGGCUGCAUUCACUGACCCAUGGUAUCUGUUGUUGGAGUGAGGAGUCUUCCACUCUGCUCCUCGCUUUCUGUCAAUGUCCUGGCACUUUGUUUAAAUCCUCUUCUGUUUGUUUCACUAUUCCUCCCCCUUAAAAUGCCUGAAAAAUCAGGAAAACCAACACAGGCAAUGAAAGAACGGGACAGGCUGUAUUUAAAAUGGAAUCGGACUCAACUCAUGUUUGAUCUUUUUCACUCUCUCUUUCUCUGGCACCACUGUAAUAAUUCUCCCUUGGCUGGAACCCUUUGUCGUCUGUGCGUGCUGUGGGUGAUGUGCUGUAACCCCAAAUAAAGUUCUUCAACAACA